UGUUAUCAUCAAAACAAGAUUAGUAAGCCAUGUUAGGUCAACAAUCUCCCCCUUUUUUAUGAUGACAAAUAGGAGCAAAAGUGAGUGAACCUUGAUAAGACUCCCCCUUACAGUAAGCAUAUUUUUAACAUUGUUUUGUAAGUACAAUAUAUUCAAUAUUAUUAACUUCAGUUUUUCAUAUCAUAAUUAGUUCAAUAUGCCAUCAUAUAUCAUAUAGCCAAUUUGGUUUUCAAGUUUUGCUAAAUAUCUCAAUUUUUUCAAUUUUGCUAAAUCCUUCUCCCCCUUUUGACAUCAAUCAAAAAAUAAAAAAAUAGAAAUUAAAGGUCCAAGGUAGACACAAAGGCAUACACACAAAAUGAUAUUAAUAGAAAGUCAUAGGUGUACAUAGUGUCAUAGGCAACUUAAGAUACAUACCAAAAAGCAAACUGAAAUACAAUUUGAAACAAAAACAAGCUGAAUACAUAUACAAAGAGAUAACAAAACAAAAAACAACAGAAAGAGCAUAAAAAGAUCAUCACGCAUCAACAGCAACUGCAGCAUCAUCAUCAUCAGCACUAUCAUCAUUUCCUUCAUCUUUUUCUUCCUCAGAUUCCUCAUCUGAUGCAUCAUCACUUGGAUAAUGUGAGGAACUAGCCUGAGAAUGUUCUAAAUGGCUAAGUCUUUGAUCGAUGGAGGAAAUAUGAGAUUGAAGGGAGGAAUGAAUUUAUUUAAGAGAUUGAAGUCUUGAACGUACAUCACUACUAAAAGUGGUGGACUGAUGAUGGAAUGGAAUGAACCAUGAAGGAGCAGCAGGCUGUAGUUCAAGCUGCUAAUCAAGAAAUGGAGCUUGCUCAGGAGCUGGUGUAAUGACCCAAAAUUUUAUACUAUUUUUUUUUAAACUAUUAGACCAAGUGGUUAAGGGUUUUUCAUUCCAACUAUGUUUUGAUGACAACAACCCAUUAGCAGUUCUUUAAGGCUACUAACCUUUUUCUCUAGUCGUGUUCAGCUGCACAGAAUGACACCAAAGCAAAUAAGUUUCAAAUAAGCCAGAAGCAACUUGUGACAUGACUAAAAGUUCAGCCACUCAAAGCAUUCAUGGACUCACAUCAUAUGCAACUGUUCUAAAGAUUGAGUGUGAAAGUGAGGGAUAUUAUUUUGUAAAUCCGUUGUAUAUGGAGUGACUCAAAUAAAGAGCAAGAAAUGAGCAUAUCACACACACAACAAAAACAAGUAAAACUACUUAAAGUGUCUAAAAACCCUUAAACAGACAAGGACCUUUCUUAGAACUUAAAAGGAUUUUUUCUAAAGAAGUAAGAAGGGACUCGUCAACGAACACAGGGCUUCGUCGACGAAUAUAUUGAAGAGCUCAUUGACGAACACAGGAUUCUCGUCGACGAAAAGAAACCGAGACUUGUCUGAAUUCAAAACCAGCAACUCGUCGACGAACACAGGGCUUCAUCGACGAAUACAUUGAAGAGCUCAUCGAUGAAGUACAAAUCUCGUCGACGAUUGUCGGGCUGCAGGGUUCAUUAAAUGCAGCAGAACGACUAGUUUUAUCCUUGUCUUGCAUCAAUAAAUGUCCAACGGCUCUCCAGCAUCCAGCUCGCCCAUCUGGUGUUUAAAUAAGGGUUAUUGCAUUUACUUCUCACGAAGAAAGCUCAUUUUACUUAUUAAGAUCAUUUAUUGUGCUUUUACUCUAGGGUUUCCUUUAUACUCACUUGCCCUCUUCCUACUGCUCUUGCUUUUGUUUUUACUCCAUUGAAAAGAGGACAUAGUGUGAGGAUAUUGUGGUGAUACUCAGCUCAAAGGGAGCAUUUAAUAUUGUAUUCACCUCUCAUCAACUACCUGUAUAGAAAGGCCCUUUGUGAGCCAUUGUUGGGUAUCUCUAAGUGAGUACCUUGUAAAAGCUCUUUGUAAGCAGUUGUGUGUAUACGUGGACGUAGGCGGGGUGCCGAACGAUGUUAAUAUCGUCGUGUUAAGUUUCUCUUCUCUCCUCUCUCUUUUAUACUGCUCAUUCAUUACCAUUUGCUGCAUUUUUAUAUUGUGAUAUUAUGCACUUAUUCUUGGCAAGAUUUUUGUAUUUGUAAAAAAUUUGCAUAUCUGCGAGAAACGUUUAUUCACCCCACCUCUAGAUGCUCAACUGAGCCAACAAGUGGUAUCAGAGUGCCAGUCGUUGAAUUUUGGAGUAACUCCCAGGAGAAAAGAUCAAUAUGGCGGAUAUAUUUGCCUAAGGUCCAUUCGUGGACCGUCCCCCCAAAUUUUGUGGAGCUAACUACCCAGCAUGGAAGGAUCGAAUGUUAAUCUUCAUCCAGGCCUAUGACUACCGAAUGUGGAACGUCAUCACUGAAGGAGACUACACCUUCAAGAACGAAGAAGGGGAUGACAUACCUAUUGGAAAACUUCCCGAGGCGGAUGCAAAGCUAGCACAACUGAACUUCAAGACCAAGAACUUCCUCUAUUGCGUUGUAAAUGAUGAAGAGUGCAACCGAAUAUGCAGAUGCAACACGGCUAAGGAAAUGUGGGAAAAGCUUCAGGUGACAUACAAAGGUACAACCCAGGUAAAAAGGUCAAAAAUUUAUAUGUUGGUAAAAGAAUAUGAGAUGUUUAAAAUGGAAUAAGGUGAGACAAUUACUGCCAUGUUUACUCGAUUCACACACAUCACAAAUGGACUAAAAGCUCUCGGUAGAGAGUACUCUAUAGAAGACAAUGUGCAGAAAUUCCUUCACCCAUUACUGGCAUCUUGGCACGCGAAGUCCACGGCAAUUGAAGAAGCAAAGGACCUCUCAAAGGUCACCCUUGACGAACAGAUCGGGUCUCUUAUGACCUAUGAGAUCAAGAAGAAAAAUGCUGCCGCAGAAGCUGAAGUACCCAAAAAGGCUACCGGAAUUGCUCUAAAAGCCGGCAAGCAAAAAGAGCUCGUAGAAGAGGAAGAAAAUGAUGAUGAUGAUGAUAAAGUCGCCCUCCUUACAAGAAGAUUCAGGAAUUUUCUGAUGAACAAACGAAAUGGCAAACAAAAGGAGAAAGGAGAAUCUAGCAUAACAUGCUACAAUUGCAAAAAGAUCGGGCACCGCAUGGCCGAUUGUCCUCUCUUCAAAAACAAAGGCAACAAUCAACAGGGAGACAAAAAGAAGUUCAAAGCAAUGAACGCAACCGAAUGGGAUAAACUGGAUGGGACCUCAACCGAUGAAGAAAUCGAGAAAGAAGCUACUUAUUUCUGCCUUAUGGCGGAUGAACAAAGUGAGGUAAACUCUGAUGACGAAUAUCUCCCUUCUUAUGAAGAACUAGAAGAAAAUUGUAGAAAACUCUAUAUUGAAUUAAAAGCAUCUAAAAAGAAACUCAAACUCUUAGAAGAAAAUCAUUCAAGAUGCAAACAAAAACAAGUCUGCUCAUGUGACACUUUGAAAGAAGAAAAUGCAUCUCUUAGUCUUGAAAAUGAAAAGCUCACUAAGGAAUACAUAAAUUGCAAAGAGUCUUCUCAAAAGGAAGUUGGAAGCUUGAAAAGUCAAAUAAUCGAAAUUCUUCAAGAAAACUCAACAUUGAAAAAGAAGGUGGAAGAUCAAAACAAUACUAUUUAUAAAUUUACAAAUGGUAAAAAAAUUUUUGAUAAGUUACUUGGAGCUCAAAGGUUUGAAAUUUUCAAAGAAGGAUUAGGAUAAGGCAUCUUCUUCAGAAUCAAAAUUCUUAUGCUAAAAGGAGCUCCGCCUCAAAGAAAAACCCUGCACCUAAACCAAACCCCUCUCAUGCUAAUAAAGUUUGCCUAUAUUGUGAAAGAAAAGGUCAUGUACGGUUUAUUUAUCCCUUCAGGGGAAAUAGAGGAAAGAACAUGAAUUGCAAAUGGGUGAUUAAGAACACUAACCCCAUAGGACCCAAGAAAAUAUGGGUACCAAAACAAGUCACUUAAUGUUGUGUGCAGGUAUACUUGAAGACCGACUCCAUAAGAAACAAAUGGUUUCUCGAUAGUGGAUGUUCAAGACACAUGACGGGAGAUGCAAGCAAAUUUCUCUCUCUCACCUACAAAAAGGAAGGACUGGUCACAUUUGGAGACAAUGCCAAAGGAAGAAUCAUCGGUAAAGGAAAAGUCCCGGGAACCAAAACUGACACCUGUUCGUAUUUCAUGCAUAACUUUUCCGUCCAAACUCCAAUUAAGGCGAUUCAAAUUUCUGGAGAAAAAGGAAAGGAUUAUCUACAACUUUUAUGUUUUGAGUUUUGUGAGAAACUGGCUUUAGAAGGGUCAAAUAUUGUGGUGAACAGAGAGCAAAAAUGUGACCCGGCCAAGCAAGCCGGGUCGGGUUAAGUUGUCGGGUCGGGUUGGCUAAACCGGGUCUAGGGCUUCCCCCAAUAUCUUUUAAAUUAUUCUUCUUUUCUCCCUUCUUUCGCAGACAGCCCUGCGGGCUGCUCUCCAUCUUCCUCUUCUUCUCCCUCUUCUUCUUCUUCUUCCUCUUCUUCUUCAUUCUCUUCUUCUUCUCUUACUUCAGUUUUCUUUUAUUCUUGCCCCUCUGCUCUACCCUCUGCAACCUCUCUAAGCCACAGCAGCCGUGUGUCUUCUCCAGCCCACGAACCAGCUCCCCCCUCUUGCUACUGGAAGCCAUCACAGCCGCCAGCCCCCGUGAAGACCACCAGCAGCAUCUCCUUCACAGCAGCAGCCAGCAUCUUCUCCCGCACCAGCCACACAGAGCAACCGCAACAGCUUCACCUUCUCCUCUGCGACACCAACUGAAACUCCAGCAAACACAGUAGCUGUUCUUGCUGCAACUCUAGCGAACACAGUAGCAACCGGAGCUCCCAUGUUCCAGCCUUCAUCACAGCAACCCGAGCAGCUUUAUCACAGCAGCCCCCAGUCUCUGCAGCCACCCGAAGACCUCCAUGGCUGGAUAUUUUGCUCUCUCUCUCUCUCUCUCUCUCUCUCUCUCUCUCUCUCUCUUUUCUUUUCUUUUCUUUUUCUUUUUUUUUUUAUUAAGAUUGUUUAUUUUCAUUGUUUUAGUUAUUAAUUGAAAGAUUGGAUUUUUUUUAAAAA
This is a messenger RNA of Malania oleifera, 4993 nucleotides long. RefSeq lists its product as uncharacterized. NCBI's taxonomy places the organism in Eukaryota, Viridiplantae, Streptophyta, Magnoliopsida, Santalales, Ximeniaceae. The record is from RefSeq and is a predicted model, not a curated record. The coding region runs from base 2616 to 3635 and encodes 339 amino acids. Gene Ontology annotation, molecular function: nucleic acid binding; zinc ion binding. The transcript is spliced from 2 exons.